Messenger RNA from Acanthochromis polyacanthus (spiny chromis), 9991 nucleotides. RefSeq names its product ras-specific guanine nucleotide-releasing factor RalGPS1. Gene Ontology annotation, biological process: Ras protein signal transduction; positive regulation of GTPase activity. Gene Ontology annotation, cellular component: plasma membrane. Gene Ontology annotation, molecular function: guanyl-nucleotide exchange factor activity. Bases 447 to 2189 code for a protein of 580 amino acids. The transcript has 20 exons. The record is from RefSeq and is a predicted model, not a curated record. Lineage: Eukaryota; Metazoa; Chordata; Actinopteri; Pomacentridae.
GUGAUUAGACAAAACACUUGACUGUCAGGAUAAAUGCGCCUACCUGUCACUUCCUGCUGUCGGUAUUUAUUCAUUUUCACUUUUUUCCCCCCUGCUGGACAUAAUUUGGCACGUCACUGCAAUGUUUAUAUGAUUUCAUCUCAUGUAUUCCGCACGGUUUGUGGACCCUGCGGACCAAACGUUCCGACCUUGGCUUCAUGUUCGCCUUAAAAGAGGAGUAUCCCCCUAGUAGAGUGCUGGGAAAACACCAACUGGGUUUAAAUGAACCACCACAUCUCGAUUGGUUUUAAUGUGGACCCAUAUUGUCGUCUGUGAUAACGCAGGAGCAGCAACCACAGCAGGAAGGGAUUCUCCUGGUGAAAGACAUGGAUGAGAGGUUAUGUGUGUCUCCCAGUUAAAGGCCUCUGUUGCCCUUUCCUGUGCAUCCCACCAGUCCAUCUGUGAGCAUGUAUCGCAGGAACGGGCUCUCAGAUGGCAACAGCAUCAAUUCAGUCACCUCAGAGGCCAGCAGCAGCUCUGAGUCUCUGGAUGGACCUUGUGUGGACUACGCCAAGAGUUACGAUGCAGUCGUCUUUGAUGUACUUAAGGUGACACCUGAGGAGUUUGCUAGCCAAAUCACGCUGAUGGAUGCACCAGUCUUUAAAGCGAUACAGCCAGAGGAGCUGGCCAGCUGUGGAUGGAAUGGGAAGGAGAAACACAGUUUGGCCCCCAAUGUGGUUGCAUUCACACGUAGGUUCAAUCAGGUGAGCUUUUGGCUGGUGAGAGAAAUUUUAACUGCGCAGACACUGAAAAUCCGAGCAGAAAUACUGAGCCAUUUUGUCAAAAUAGCAAAGAAACUGUUGGAGUUGAACAACCUUCAUUCUUUGGUGUCAGUGGUGUCUGCUCUGCAGAGUGCUCCCAUCUUCAGACUCAGCAAAACCUGGGCAUUAAUCAGUCGAAAAGACAAGGCUACAUUUGAGAAGCUAAACUAUCUGACAUCCAAGGAAGAGAACUACACCCGCAUGAGAGAAUACAUCCGUUCCCUGAAGAUGGUGCCCUGCAUUCCUUAUCUUGGGAUCUACCUGUUGGACAUGAUCUACAUUGACUCAGCCUAUCCUGCAUCGGAUAGUAUCAUAGAGACGGAGCAGCGGACCAAUCAGAUGAAUAACCUUCUGAGAGUCAUCUCCGACCUGCAGAUGUCAUGUAACUAUGAUCACUUGGUGACUUUGCCACAUGUCCAGAAGUAUCUGUUGUCAGUUCGCUACAUUGAGGAACUCCAGAAAUUUGUAGAGGACGACAACUUCAAGUUGUCUCUGAAGAUUGAACCCGGCAGCAGUUCUCCUCGCAUCGCUUCUUCUAAAGAAGACCUGGCAGGUCUGUCUGACGUAUCUGUCUCUAUGAGGUAUAACCGACGGCCUACCUGCCCUGACGCCUCCGUAGGGGUUCAUAUUUCCACGCCCCCUCCCUCCCACCACAGAAAGAGCCAUAGUCUGGGAAACAAUAUGAUGUGUCAGUACGGCAUGUCGGAGAGCAGGAGUGCUACUUUCCCCAUAGAGAAAGCACGACACCUGCUGGAUGACAGCUUCUUAGAAUCUCAGAGUCCAGCCAGAAAUGACCCACACAGUACAUCUGUGUCCAAUGGCCUGUCACUAGGCAGCAGUGAGAGCUCAUUUGGGGAGGAGCUGUCACCUGGAAUGGAGAGGGGCCGUAUGUACGCCACACUGGGCCCCAACUGGAGGGUCCCGCUUCGCAACUCUCCCAGGACCCGCAGCUACAUUUACAGCUCCACUGCUACCAACUCAUGCUAUGGAUGCAGCGAUUCUGGCAGUGUAACCAUUGAAGGACCCCUGCGAAGGAAAACAAUGCUGAAGGAGGGACGAAAGCCCAAAUUAUCAUCAUGGACCAGGUUUUGGAUCACUUUGUCUGGAUCAACACUGACAUUCUAUGGGGCAAAAGCACUGAGAGCCUCUGAGAGGAAACAUUACAAGUCAAGCCCCUGUAAGAAAGUAUGUGUGACAGGAUGGAUGGUGGUGCUGCCGGAUGACCCAGCCAGACCCAACAUUUUCCACCUCAAUGACCCAGACAAAGGCAAUGUUUACAAGUUCCAGACUGGAUCCAGGUUUUCAGCUAUCAUCUGGCACAAAAACCUGGAAGAAGCUUGUAGGAGCAGUAGACCUCAGAUACCAGCAAACCUCAUGUCAUUUGAAUGAGAGCAGACUUUACCCAGCAGGACAUUACUGUGCCAAACCCAUAUGUUUGGGAGUUAUAGACUCAAUGAUCAAACGCAGAGGAACUGAUGGUAUCUAUGGGAGAGACAAGAAGCAUCUGACACUGGAGAAGAAGCUCUGUGACACUGGACAUGUGGCUGUAAUGCCCAUACACCUGCUAUUUUCUUUACCAGGACUAAAUAUAAUGUGAGUUGUGGGAGAAUCCAUUCAAAGGAAGACUUUUCUGAGGUUGGUUUCUAUCUCUAAGCUUCCAUUUUCUCUGUCAUUUGUUAUGCUGCUAUACUGUAAACAUGUGGGAAAACACAUAGAUUUUUGGCCCAUGUUGGGUUUCUGAGUGGGUGAAAAGAAUUGUCAGUGCACAAAUGUGGAUGACAGUGUUAACUGACUGAUGGCUGAUGCUGAUCUUCGUUUCACAGACUAGCAUUGUACAGCUGUCUAACGGAGCUCAAGUUUUCAGCAUGGAGAGCUGUUGCUCAAGUGAAAAAUCUACAUUAAAAGAGCGAAACUGCUAUAGCUAGGCAAAGAAAAUAGUAUGGCUGCUUAUUUUGUUGUCAAAUAGGGUGAAAGAUCAGCAUUUCAACAUUGUACUGAGGAGAAAAGUAGCAGUGUGCGUCCCCCACUCAUGAACUCAGAUCUGUUUGGUGCCUUGAGCAUAAAAAACAGGAUCUUGUCUCAAGGCUUCAUUAUUAGAAAGUUCUGCACUGCAUUGAAAAGAACAGACAAUGAGGCUUCAUGACCUUCAGCUCAGUGACAAAUAAUAAAUAAAUAUAAAAUUUGUUCAUUAUAGUCGAUUUAUGAGCUGGUAUGAAACUGGAAACGAUACUUAACAAGGUGAAAAUUACAGUGCAAAGGCCACCCAGCUGUUGUCUAUACAAAGGUAGCUGAUCAUGUGAACUUAGAACAAUUUACAAUGAAGUACCAAUUUUUCUGCAAUUAUGUAUGUGUAUAUACUAUAUUUAUUUGUAAAAUAAUUAUAAUAAUAAUAGUAAUAAUAAUAACAAUAAUAAUUCUUGACAAUUGGCUAUCAAUGAAAAAAAUGGUAUAAUGGAGUGUCACUGAUACUCCAUUAUACAUCACUUGCUGCAGAAAGUUGCUGCUCAGUGAUACUCUUGGUGGGAAGCCACCCUAAAACUUGUACUGACUCCUGAAGAACAAUGCGAUAAGGUAAGAGUGUACUGGCAUUGGUACAGGCAAAUAAUCUGCUUCUAAUGCAACUAUUUAUUAUUAUUAUUGUUGUUGUUAUCAUUAUUAUUAUUAAGGAUGAUUCUGCUUUGUUACAGUCUGGAUUGAACACUAUUUUCUUCAUUCUCAUUUUCACUGACUUCUGUUUCACUUUUAUCCAUGGUGGAUUAUCGAUUAUGGCUGAAAGACUGAGAUUGCAGUUACAAGAGUCAAAAUCAGUAUUUUUGCAGGGUGACUGGGCUCUCCCAAGAGAUAUGAAUGUGGCAUCAUUAAGACUGGGUUGCUCUAGUUAGGUAUUAGACUGUUUCAUGUACUGACCUACAAAGUAUGUCGAUCCUGUAAGACAUUUGUUAAUUAAAGAAACAGGGAAAGUUACAGAAAUAAUGUGUAACAAAUUCAAGUUCAGUGCUUACUGGAGUAUCCUCAAGCAUUUAUGCUUAUGUGAAAAUAUUACUUGGCAAAAAUGACAAUCCCUGCCUUCGCCCAAGUCAGCUGGGAUAGGCUCCAGCACCCCCCGCGACCCUAGUGAGGAUAAAGCGGAGUAUAGAGAAUGGAUGGAUGACAAAUGACAAUCAUGCCCAAUGGUGGGACUGCAGGCCAGAAGAACUUCUCGCUGAAAUAGCCUUUUCAAUUCUCCACACAAUUAUUUCUCCCAGUUUUCAUGCAACCAUGUGCCACACCUGGAAUGUCAUAGAGGAAAAAUUGUUCAAAAGUGUCUACCAUUAUUAAACCCAUUUUACAAUUUAUGUCACCCGUAUCCAGAACAGUUGACUUGUUACCCCUUCCUUUCAGUGAGGUACUCCAGAACACAUAUAAAGACUUAUGCUUUGAAAUCGUUCAUUUUGCAUGAAUACGUUUCUGCCAAGUCAGGCCUUGAUGAACUCAGUAUCAUGGUACCUCCUGGAGGUCUCCUUGUGGAGCAUUUUGAGCCAUUAUCAGCUAGAAAAAGGUCUGACUCAGGACACACUGGAGGGAAUACUGAAACAUUUUUUGAGAAUAAUUGGAAAACACAUUUAGGAUAAACAUAUAUAUAUAUAUAUAUAUAUAUAUAUAUGUCUGGAUGACCAACAGAAAAUGGACGGUUAGGAGCAUGACUACUAAAAAGAAGUCUGGCAGUCAACACUACGAGCAUUGAGACAAUCAGAAAGGUUGAAACACAUUUUCAGAUCAUUCUAAAAUAAUAAAAUGAAUUAAUAGAAGACAGAACAACGGUAUGUUUGUAACCCAAACUGUCUUAGGCCCAUCUCUAAGAGGAAUGCAAUGCAAAUCUGGUACAUUACUUUUCAGAUAAAGAAAAAAUCCAAAGAGGCUGAUUAACCAUUGCUCAAGAAAUACCAGUGGCGCUCGAGAACUAGUGUGUGCAGAGCAACAUGUGAUGCAGGAACAAAAAACAGCAGUUAAUAUGGCUUGCCAUGAGUGAUGACUCUGUGCUGUUGGUAUAGCUAUCUUGACUUCUUCCUAACUUAGCAUAUGUUGUUUUUAACCUGUCAAAUCAUCUGAGUGCACCUUUACUGGCUCAGAUUUUGUGGUAGAGAAGAUCCAUGUUCACAGAUGUCUUUUUAAAUUUAGAAUUAGUGUCAUCAUAAAUUAUAUAAAUAUAGACUGAGAUUAUGAAAAUACUAUCCAAGUUGUGGUAACCCAGAAUUAUCCUUGAGGAGUUAUACAUUUACUAAUAAAAAUCAUAUUUCUAGUGUCCCUGUUCUCAUUGUAACUGUCAGUCAGACAUGGUAUAAACCAAAAGAGUGGAAAAAGAUAUUGUAAAACAGGAAAUGAAAUCAUCACACAAGUAAUCUCAUCAGUUUAAUGUUCUUUCUCUGUCUUUUUCAGAACUUGCUUAGUUAUUGUCCUACUCUCAGUUUUAAGUGCAGUUCCUGCAAUACGGUGGUCCAUCUCCAGAUGGAUGCAGCCAGAAAGGCCCUCUUGAAUUUUUAGAGGAUCAUUUCAGUGAUGAUGUCUUUUUCAGCCCAUUUACCACAAAUCACAUCUACCUUACAUCAUAACAAAUCAUUCUGCAAAUCAUACCGCUGUAUUUUGGAACAGGCAUUUACUGUUGGUAUCAGUCCAACCAUUCACUGUGUCAACUUGUGGCGACUUAGCACAUGCUAACAUGACAGCAUACAAAAAUAAAAAGGCGAACAUGGUAAUUAUUGUGGCUGCUUCACACAUGGGUGUUUUAUGGAGAGCUGGUUACAAGACUAGAGAUGGUGCCAUUUGCUCUAAAAAUGUAUAUCUCAGUCAGGCUGUACAUCACAUCAAAAGUUAUACAUUCUAAAGUCAGAUUGUUUAAUGUUUACUAAAGUUUCUAUAUAAUUUUACUUUUUUUUCUCUGACCAAGAUGCUCUCCAACAAUACGUAAUUUUUCAUUGACCAUAAAAUGUCCACUCCUACUAAUCACCUCUGGAUUACAAAGCCAGUGUUUUUAAUAGGUAGUAUUGUACUCCUUUCUCUGUAUGAGUCAGCUGAACAAGCAGCGAUUGACAUAGUUGAAUCAUGUUUUUUAACACAGAUAUUUUGCUGUCAUGUCAGUCUGCUGUUGCACAGUAUAUUGACCUUCAUUGUGUAUUUUCUGAAGAGUGACACUUAAGCAGGACUGAAGAAUUCAGUCAAUAUCAUUAUCAUUGUUUCAUGUCUUGUUUCAUCUCUUGACCAGAGUCAGAUGGAGAAUCCACUUUACAUCUUGAAAAUAUUAAGCUGGUGACAUCUAUGAAUGUGCUGGAAUUGUAUUGAUUAUAAAUGAAAUGGCAAGAAACCCAAUGCAACAAAAAUGCACUUGUGAUUGCUGACACACAAGUUUGAAAACCCGUGAUCUUUGAAACAAAACUGAGCACACCUCUGAUUUCCAGUUAGUCCAAUUACAUGGUCAUGGUGGAACACACCGAUUUGGAGUUGCAUCAGUGCAACAGGUGUUGGGUAGACACCAUUUAUAAAUGGCACCAUAAAUGCCUGUGGAUACACUAAAAUACUGACUGACAUGAUGGCUCCCAGUCUGUAGAAUUUUGACAGGAAAGCAAUAUUUUGACAUGACAAUAACUGAAAGCCAGAUACCAAAAUCACACAACUGAACAACGUAAAAACUCUUGACUGACAAGCCAUGUCUCCUGACUUGAGUCCAGUUGAACACCUUUUGGGUAUUUUGAAGAGAAAGUACAGCAACACAAUGCGUCCAGCAAAGUGCAACUGAAAAACUCAGUCCUUGAGGAAUGAUGACAGAAAUUUAUGCGGCACAUCUAUCCUGCAUGCUGGGAAAGAUUGAAUCUGUCAUCAAAAAUAAAGGGGGAUAUAUGAAGUAUUAAAACACAUCAAAGAUUUAGAUCUCUGUAAAGAAACUGGUAGUGACUUUUGUUUCACUGAGUUCCUGCUGUGCAGCCUGUAUUUUUCCUAUAGUGAAUCUAAAUGAUUAGUCUUUAAAGAUUCAUAGGUGGAAAAAAUCCGCUGUUCAACUCUGAAGUAAUGCAAUUACUGUGAGAUACAACUUUUAAUUAUAUGGCAUUAAAAUAUUAUUACAAAGGGGUGUAGUCACUUCUGUUUUAUACUGAAGCUUGGCCAGCAGUCAUCAGAUACUAGAAAUACAGAUAAAUCCAUAUUCAUCUACUGAACCUACUGACUCUGGGGAAGACUGUGAUGUUUCUGAUACACCUGAUGUUCUCCAUAUUUAAGGUUGAAUAAUAGGGCUGACAUUUUUUUUCUGACAAAAGAUCUAAUUAUAAUGUGACAAAUAAUAUGACAUAUUACAAUUCUGUGAAGUACAUUUUUCUCAAAAUGAAGUUUAUUGAUAAAAUAACCAUAAAGCUGCAAAUAUGCCUGACAAAUCAAAUCGUUAUCACAAGUUCAUAUAAAAACCCAGUAUUGUUAUAAAGAAAUCCUACUCAUAGAUGUGCAACAUUGUGGCCAAAAUGACUAAUGAGCCCAGAAAUAUUAAAGAAAGAACUACAAACAGACAUGGUGUGACAUAAUGUAAGAUGGCUCAAGAAUUUCUGUAACUUCUGUAAUUAAUCAUAUGUUGUUACUGUAAAAUCACUUAAGUCUUCAGAAUCUGGACAAAAAGUGAAUGUUUCAGUGAUGGAUCUUUGAAUGAUGGAUCAGAAGAUCAGUUAUUUGAGCAAACUGUGGCUUUAGAUGUCCUCUUUUACAAAUGUUUGUUCACCAACAAAUAUGAAGAAUUAUCCUGUCCUGUUCCAAAAUGCAGCCAAUGUUAGUUCAAAACAUACACUGUAUAUAAAGAUGGAUAAUGGUCACCACUUCCUGCCACUGUACAAGUAAAGACAACACAUGGUGACAAUUGGUGCUUGCAUCUUGUGCUUGUGGUGUCAUCUGCAGCCAAAGUCUGUGCACUACUGACUGGAUUAUUGGAGACCUGGUACCAGGUCCUACCUCCUGUUUUGACCAUAUGUGCACACAGCCCUUGAAGGUUGGUGCUAGAUUGGAUCAGCAGGUGGGAUGCUCUGCUGGGAUUGAUUGUUUUGUUGUUAGGCUUCUGCUGAUGUGCUGAUGUUUCCAUAACCAACCAAACAUAAAUUAGCAACACCGACAAGAUUAAUAUUUUAGUGACUGUGACGAGACAGUAGGUGUGCAUAUCACAGUACUGGCAGUUAAUCAUUCUAGUUGUUUUACUGGUUUUUGUUGUUGUUGUUAUUUUUUUUGUUUUUUACUGUUGUUGUUAAUCUAAUCUUAAUCUAUUUUCGUUGUUCACAGUUUAUUUAUUCAGCACUCCUAAGAAUGACCAAAAUCAUGUGACCCUUUGACUGGAUUUGCAUGGAUGUAAUUGAUUACAGUAACGGCAGUCAGCAUGACUUUCUGAAGUUGCUGGACAACUUAGUGAGCCAUGUGUUUGGACCUGGACCACCUCAUCUGGGGAGCAUUCCCAGAGGAAGCAUCUCAGGCUGAAACUCAUCAGAGCUUUUACAUCUACAACAGAUAUGAUCCUGGUCCUUCAGUAGUAAGUUUAUCUUCAAUUUCCCAGGCUAGUUCUCUACUGUUUCCAGCUUGGUUUUCCCUCAGUCAAGGUUCCACUACUGCCUGUGCUAGCAGAGGUUGCUGAGCUGAACUCUGAACUGUGAUCCAUUGACUGCUUCAUUGAGGAUCCCCUCCAGGAGCACAAGGAGCUGCUUUCCUGGAUUGCAUGUCUAGAUCCUGUGGGGAGCCAGCAGUCCAUGCUCUUUGAUACUUGGAUGCUCCCCCCUCCUCCUGACAUCUCUUGCUAGACUUCAUCCUGCUCCGCUUUUCUGGGAGUCUAUAGUUAGGCUUGCAAGUCUUCAUCACAGUGACACCACACACUAUCUGUGGUGAUGGUCUUCACCCUCUCCGGUGGAGGCCAGCUUCACCCAGUCCGUGGGCUCACAAGCUCCAGUGUCGGGACUUUUGCAAGUUGAAACGUUGUCACUACUGCAGUUGGACUCUAACAAUUUGUUCCAUUCAGUGUUAGCUCAGUUGCCACUUAGGUCUCAGCACAGCCACCUGCAACUCUCUCAGUGCCUCCAUUCAAUAGCAAACAUCAGUUCACAUAGCUAAUCACCCACUAGCACUGAGUCAGCUCACUGGUAAUUGGCCAUAAACUAAGAUUAAAGUUUGGAUUUUAGAAAAGAAAUAGAAAAUGUGCAGUCUGAGAUCUAAAUUGUUAAUGGUGGUCUAUACGGCCACUCUGGAGGCACGAGAACUGAUUUUAUCGAAUUCCAGUUCUCCUUGGUAUCCACCUCUGUGCACAUUGUAAUAGUACAUGCUGGCACCAUUGAUGUCAAGUCAAUCCAUUAAACUCUCUAGCUUCCACAGCUAAAAGUACGUAGAGGAAUUGUGCUUUGUCUGGUCCCACUCCCACAGUGACCUCAGUGUUUUGAAUGCUUUCAUGAGUUUUCAGUUUGCGUUUGUUUGUAGAAAAUUGUAUGGCCACUGAACCUAGUUUCACAAGUUAUUUUGAUUUGUUCGGAUCAAAGAGGGACAUGUUCAAACAUGACAUGACUAGCCAAAGUUAAACUGUAGAUAUCUGAAACUGGAAGUAAUACUAGUCAGAAUUCUAAUAACCACAGUUCAUAUUGCUGACACCACUGCUGCAGAGACUCUGGUAAACAAGUCAUCAGUGCAAGAUGGAAGCACUCAUUUCCAAAAUUUUUUGGGCUUUACUUUUAUUAAGCUCUUGUUUUAUCCAUGUUCGUAAUUUCUUUCAUUAAUGUCAACACCAGAACCAACCAAUCCCACACUGGCAGGGUUGGUUUUUCCAUUCUUAAUUAGUGCAUAUGAUCCAAAAGCAGUGUAUGUCAGCAUUAUUUUGUACAUGAUUGUAUCACAUCACUAUUCCAAUGAAGUAUUUGAACAAGUAUUGGUUUUCUGCUUUAUUUCAGUUGUUUUAUUACUUGUAUUGUGUUUGUCAAAUCUAAACAUAUUUCUGUUUUUAUCCAGUUCUGCUGAGGAUACAUUGAUUGUGUUUUAUGGGACAUUGCAUGUAUUUUGUGUACAAACUUUCUAGUGUUGUAAACUGUGAAAAAAGAUAACCACUGGUUUCUGAUUAUCAGUAUGUGAUUAAGUUAUUUCUUACCAUGGCAUUACUACACAUUGGUGUAUAUUUCAGCUUCAGACACUGAAUUUAAAAUAAAAAUUCUGUGCAGAAAGUA